CACUCUACCUUCUCUUCCCUUCUCCCCAUUAUAUAUACCCCCACACACCAACACUAGCAUAGCAAACCAUAACACUCUCCUCCUUAGAAAGAUUUACAAAAGAAAAGAAAUUCUACAGAUAGAGAGAAAGCCAUGGCUGUAACCGGCGAUGUCGAGGUGUUCCCGACGGUCGACAAAUGCUCGUCUGAAGGCCGGGAGACGCACACGGUGGUGGCGGACCUCGACGGCACUUUGCUGCGCGGCAGGAGCUCAUUCCCCUACUUUGCGCUCAUCGCGUUCGAGGGCGGCGGCGUGCUGCGCCUUCUCUUCCUCCUCUUGGCGUCGCCGAUCAUCGGCCUUCUCUACUACUUGGUGUCGGAGUCGGCGGGGAUUCAGUUGCUCAUCUUCGCGUCGAUCGCGGGGAUGAGAGUCGCCAAUAUCGAGUCGGUGGCGCAGGCUGUGCUGCCCAAGUUCUACGCUUCCGACCUCCAUCCCGAAUCGUGGCGCGUGUUCUCAGCGUGCCGGAGGCGGUGCAUGCUCACGGCCAACCCUAGGAUCAUGGUGGAGCCGUUUCUAAAGGAUUAUUUAGGCGUCGACGCCGUGAUCGGGACCGAGAUCCAAACUUACAGAGGCCACGCCACGGGGCUCGUUCGCCGCCCCGGAGUUCUCGUCGGGGCGGAAAAGGCCACGGCUUUGCAGAGGGUGUUCGGGGAGGAGUCGCCGGAGAUCGGGCUCGGCGACCGGAAAACCGACUACCCCUUCAUGAAACUUUGUCAGGAAGGAUAUGUGGUCCCAUCAAGCCCGCAAGUCGAGGCGGUGAGGCGGGAGCAGCUCCCGAAGCCGAUCGUGUUCCAUGACGGCCGACUCGUGCAGAAGCCGACCCCGGUGCUGGCCCUGCUCACCGUGCUGUGGAUCCCCGUGGGCUUCCUGCUGGCCUGCCUCCGCAUCGCGGCGGGGGCGCUCCUCCCGAUGCCCCUCGUCUACUACGCCUUCUGGGCCCUCGGCGUCCGCGUCAUCGUGAAGGGCACCCCUCCCCCGCCCGCCGACAAGUCCUCGUCCCGGUCCGGCGUGCUCUUCGCCUGCUCCCACCGCACCCUCCUCGACCCCAUCUUCCUCUCCACCGCGCUGGGCCGCCCGAUCGCGGCGGUCACCUACUCCGUCUCCCGCCUCUCCGAGAUCCUCUCCCCGAUCCGCACCGUCCCCCUCACCCGCGACCGCGCCAGGGACGCGGCGAUGAUAAAGUCCCUACUCCAGCAAGGCGAUCUGGUCAUCUGCCCCGAGGGGACCACGUGUCGCGAGCCGUUCCUCCUGCGGUUCUCCGCGCUCUUCGCGGAGCUCACCGACGAGAUCGUGCCGGUGGCGAUGGAGAACCGGAUGACGAUGUUCCACGGCACGACCGCGACGGGGUGGAAGGGGAUGGACCCGUUCUACUUCUUCAUGAACCCGAGCCCCGCGUACCAGGUGACCUUCCUGAGCAAGCUGCCGCGUGAGCUCACGUGCGCCGGGGCCAAGUCGAGCCAUGAAGUGGCCAACUACAUCCAGAAGCUCAUCGCAGCCACACUCUCCUACGAGUGCACCACUUUCACGCGCAAGGACAAGUACAGGGCCCUCGCCGGGAACGAUGGGACCGUUGCGUCCAAACCUAACAAGGCCCAAUACACCAAACUUAUGGGUUGUUAAUUAUUAAUUAGCUGAUCUCCACUGCUACGUACGUACCUAGCUACUUAAUUACAAUCUUUUGAUUAUUUUCUAGUUAAUUAUGUACCCAUACUAUAUAUAUUUAUCUCUUUGAUUUUGAAGCAUUGAAAAGUAAUUUCGUCCGUAUAUAUACAUAUAUAUAUAUAUAUAUAUAUAGCCCACCACACACAUAUACUGUUUUUGUCAAUUUGAUCAGACGUUUCUGAUGAACAUAUGAAAAAAAAAAAAAAUUAUUUUAUUUAAAAUAUGAUUCGAGGGCAAUUACGUGAUUAAACAUCUGGUAAAUUGCGACGAAAUUAUUGUUCAGCAGAUAUUGACAUAUUAUGAUUCGGAUACUGCUGAGUUGCAUGCAAGGAAGGAUAGAAAGGAAUUGGUUCUUCAUUUAUGGUGUAUUAAUUAAUUAUUUUGUACGUAUUUCCUGGUGUGAUGUUAUUGUACGGAUAUUUAAGAACAAAGAAAAGGUAAAUAUAUUUUAGUGUUGUUCUGCUUUGCUA
Molecule: messenger RNA, 2171 nt
Organism: Ananas comosus (pineapple)
Lineage: Eukaryota; Viridiplantae; Streptophyta; Magnoliopsida; Poales; Bromeliaceae
Product: glycerol-3-phosphate 2-O-acyltransferase 6-like
Exons: 2
Coding region: 133-1659 (508 amino acids)
Biological process (GO): cutin biosynthetic process
Cellular component (GO): membrane
Molecular function (GO): glycerol-3-phosphate 2-O-acyltransferase activity; phosphatase activity
Source: RefSeq, a predicted model, not a curated record